UUGUUGAUAUCCUGGGGCCACCCGAGUUAAAGGGGGGGAAAUCCGGGGGCUGCCGCAGCCGCCGCGGGUCUGGGCCCAACCGGGGACCCCUGUCGUCGCCGCCAUCCCGGGGAGAGGCCCUUGCCCCCCACCUCGGGGCGGGGGCGCCGCGGGCUCCGGGAGCACGGACAGCCCCUACCCAUGAGGCCCUGAUGGAAAACACAAAGGAUCGGAGCCGGAGGAGACGUUAGAGGUCACGCCGAGCCGCCGCCGCCCCGCAGCCUCCCUGACAGGCGGAUCAUACUUAAGGAUUCCUAGCUUGUGUCUGAAGAAUAGAAAGCCCAUGUGAAGUUAUUUUAUCAUACAUCCUUGCUGUGUGACCAAACGUUCCUCACGUCCCACAAGGAACCGAAGAGACGCAUCCGGGAUGUUUGACGGUUAUGAUAGCUGCAGUGAGGACACAAGUAGCAGCUCCAGCUCUGAGGAGAGUGAAGAAGAAGUUGCUCCUUUACCUUCUAACCUCCCCAUCAUCAAAAACAAUGGACAAGUCUACACAUAUCCGGAUGGGAAAUCUGGCAUGGCUACCUGCGAGAUGUGUGGGAUGGUUGGUGUACGAGAUGCAUUUUACUCUAAAACAAAGCGUUUCUGUAGCGUUUCAUGUUCAAGAAGCUAUUCGUCCAACUCCAAGAAGGCAAGCAUUUUGGCCAGACUUCAGGUAACGGGUAAGCCUCCAACAAAGAAAGCAAAAGUUCUUCAGAAACAACCUUUAGUUGCUAAACUAGCCGCAUACGCUCAAUAUCAAGCUACCUUGCAAAAUCAAGCAAAAACGAAAGCAGCAGUUUCCAUGGAAGGUUUCAGCUGGGGAAACUACAUCAAUAGCAAUAGCUUUAUCGCAGCGCCAGUUACAUGUUUUAAACAUGCACCUAUGGGAACCUGUUGGGGUGAUAUCUCAGAAAACGUGAGGGUAGAAGUUCCCAAUACAGACUGCAGCCUGCCCACCAAAGUCUUCUGGAUCGCUGGAAUUGUAAAAUUAGCAGGUUACAAUGCGCUUUUAAGAUAUGAAGGAUUUGAAAAUGACUCGGGUCUGGACUUCUGGUGCAAUAUAUGUGGCUCUGAUAUACAUCCAGUUGGUUGGUGUGCAGCCAGUGGAAAACCUCUUGUUCCCCCUAGAACUAUUCAACAUAAGUAUACAAACUGGAAAGCUUUUCUAGUGAAAAGACUGACUGGUGCCAAAACCCUUCCUCCUGACUUCUCACAAAAGGUUUCAGAGAGUAUGCAAUAUCCUUUCAAACCUUGCAUGAGAGUAGAAGUGGUUGACAAGAGGCAUUUGUGUCGAACACGAGUGGCAGUGGUGGAAAGUGUCAUUGGAGGAAGAUUAAGGCUGGUGUACGAAGAGAGUGAAGACAGAACAGAUGACUUCUGGUGUCAUAUGCACAGCCCGUUGAUCCAUCAUAUCGGUUGGUCUCGAAGUAUAGGCCAUCGAUUCAAAAGAUCUGAUAUUACAAAGAAACAGGAUGGACAUUUUGAUACACCACCACAUUUAUUUGCUAAGGUAAAAGAAGUAGACCAAACUGGGGAAUGGUUCAAAGAAGGAAUGAAAUUGGAAGCUAUAGACCCAUUAAAUCUUUCUACAAUAUGUGUUGCAACUAUUAGAAAGGUGCUGGCUGAUGGAUUCCUCAUGAUUGGGAUUGAUGGCUCAGAAGCAGCAGACGGGUCUGACUGGUUCUGUUACCAUGCGACCUCUCCUUCUAUUUUCCCUGUCGGUUUCUGUGAAAUUAAUAUGAUUGAACUUACUCCACCCAGAGGUUACACAAAACUUCCUUUUAAAUGGUUUGACUACCUCAGGGAAACUGGCUCCAUUGCAGCACCAGUGAAACUAUUUAAUAAGGAUGUUCCAAAUCAUGGAUUUCGUGUGGGAAUGAAGUUAGAAGCAGUAGACCUCAUGGAGCCACGUUUAAUAUGUGUAGCUACAGUUACUCGAAUUAUUCAUCGUCUCUUGAGGAUACAUUUUGAUGGAUGGGAAGAAGAAUACGAUCAGUGGGUAGACUGUGAGUCCCCUGACCUCUAUCCUGUAGGGUGGUGUCAGUUAACUGGAUAUCAGCUACAGCCUCCAGCAUCACAGUCAUCCAGAGAAAGCCAGUCCGCUUCAUCAAAACAGAAGAAAAAGGCUAAGUCCCAGCAAUACAAAGGACAUAAGAAAAUGACUACAUUGCAGCUAAAGGAGGAAUUGCUGGAUGGAGAAGAUUAUCAUUUCCUUCAAGGAGCAUCCGAUCAGGAAAGCAAUGGCUCUGCCAACUUCUACAUCAAGCAAGAGCCGUGAGGUGGCUCAGAUGAGGGUGGGUGGGGGCAGUUUGGACACAGGACUGAUUUCUAAUCAACCCAGCUGUACAGCAGGGCUAUUCUACUGGGAUGUUUUGCUAACCAGACAAGAUUUCAGUUCCAGAUUUUUCAGGUGGGUGGGGAAACUAUUUUAGCCGGGGGCGGGGGAGGGGAAAUUUUUCAAUUUAUAAAGAUGGACACUUUUUGUGUUGUAUUUGAAGCUUUUGAAAGAAUUUUGUAAUAUUUUCCACGUUUGGAUUUAUGUGCAUUGUUAACAAGAACUGAAAUUCUAACUUUUUUGGUAAGAUUAAAGUUUAGGUAGCAGGAUUGAAGGAAAUGAUUUAAGAAGGAUAUAGUUGCAAAUGCAAAUGAACUGUCAUUACAAAUGAACCUUUUUUGGUACCUGUUGGGAGACUUUGGGAUUCUAGAAGUUAGGCCAGUCACAUCUCCAGCUUCCUUUGCUGCAGAAAUAUGCAACUGAACCCUCCGCAGAGGUUCGUCACCACACAUCACGGAAGCGGUCAUGAUUCUGCUUGUUGGCGUUUUAUUGCAGCCCAUCUUAAAUGUUUGUACAGAAAUGUUUUUCACUCUGUGAAAUUUAUUUGGAGUUCUGUAUGAAACUGGAAGAACUCUGGAUACUUUUAUAUGUUCUGUUUUACGUUUAAAAAAAUUGAAAUUUAACACUAGAGUGUUAAACUGGAAUGGUUGAUAAGAUAUACAGGAUCUCAUUGUACCAGUUGAGGGGUUGGAGAAAAUGCAAUAUUGUCCUAAUUUCAUUUUAUUUUGCUUACUAAAAAAUACCCCACAAUUGGGAUUCUGAUCAGUUCUCUGCCAUUCCCCUCCAUCAACAACCUAGUAUAUCCGCUCCCCAAAACAGAUGUUCUGUGUUAGCAGGAGAACCAAAGUAAAAGUUGUUCAAAACCAAAAGAAGUUGAGAUUUCAAAAUCAUUCCAGCUCCAUUUUUAAUUAUCCUGCAGUUUUUAUAAAAUAAUUUGAAGAAAUUUAAUUUUCAUAAAGUUCCAGAUGUAGUAUGAAUCGUCUUUAAUUGUAUUCAGAAUUUAUUUUAACAGUAACUGAUUUGGACCAUUGUGAACAUUCCCUAUUUUCAAAUUCGUGUGGCUUCCUUUAAACAAACAAGGAUACAAGGGUAACUUGGUGAAAGGUUUGCUCUCUGCGUUUUGUACCUUGCUAGCGAGUUGUGACUGAAUGGGAGAGCUCUAGCGUUUACCAGUGAGGUUCAUAAACUAAACUCUCAGGAAUUAACUGCAUCUGUUCUACAAGUGCUUCUGGGUCUUAGCCUGGCCUCUUCAGAGUAGUAAUAUUGACCAUCUCCUCUGGAAUAUAGGUAGGGCUAAUUAGAAAUUAAUCAAAAUGAUUAACCUCUACAGUCCUUCAGCCUAUGGAAUGCUUUAAAAAAAAUGUUCAUGGAAAGCCCCAGGAGACUGUCUUAGGUAAGAUUUUUGUUUUCAAUUUUAAAAUGCAUAGAACAUUAAAAACCAGCAAUUUAUUUUCUAAAAUAAUGCUCUACUUUUGGGAAUAAUAGCAUUGGUAAUACGCACAGGUUUACCUCAUUCUAUGCAAGAGGGGUUAAUAACAUAAGGUUUUAUAGUAGCUACUGGAAGUAAAAUGUGUUACUUUAUAGUGUAAGAAUGUAUGGAAUCACAUGUCACCAUUUCGUAAUACUGACUUUUGGGGCAUCAGUGCAGAUCACAUCAGCGCAGGUUGAUUCUCACGUAGCAGAUGUGUGUGAAUUGACCUGUUCAAUUACUGGAUAUUUAUCUUAAAUAACAUUGCUGAGAGGGCCUACUGUAAAUGUGAUAUGCUCGCACUUCCCAAAUCCUUAAUGUUGAAGAAUCAUUGUGCAAACUUAA
This is a messenger RNA of Ochotona princeps (American pika), 4169 nucleotides long. RefSeq names its product mbt domain containing 1 (gene MBTD1). Gene Ontology annotation, molecular function: zinc ion binding. The coding region runs from base 407 to 2299 and encodes 630 amino acids. The transcript has 18 exons. Gene Ontology annotation, cellular component: nucleus. Gene Ontology annotation, biological process: regulation of DNA-templated transcription. The record is from RefSeq and is a predicted model, not a curated record. Lineage: Eukaryota; Metazoa; Chordata; Mammalia; Lagomorpha; Ochotonidae.